Messenger RNA from Leptopilina boulardi, 747 nucleotides. RefSeq lists its product as uncharacterized. NCBI's taxonomy places the organism in Eukaryota, Metazoa, Arthropoda, Insecta, Hymenoptera, Figitidae. Bases 1 to 747 code for a protein of 248 amino acids. The transcript has 2 exons. The record is from RefSeq and is a predicted model, not a curated record.
AUGUUUCGUAAGGAGAAAGAGUAUCUCCGCCAAAUUGCCAAAGCUAGUGAGGCCAUUAGACGGAAACAUCGCAUGUUAAAAAUUGGAAAAGAAGCUGUUGAAAAUGUUUUGAGUGAAACUUUUAAACCUAUAGUUCAACCCUUAGAGAAAAUUGUUAACCUCUCUGAUGUUAAACAUGAAAAUCAUAAGAUAGAAAAGAAGGAGGAGGUAAUUAAAAGUAAAGAUGAAUUAGAUGAUAGUAUGAAUUUUUUGAGUGCUGAUGAAGAUGAAACAUCAGUAAUUCCAGGCUUUGAAUAUGAUAAAGUAGUUAAUAAAUAUAUAUACUUGCUAGAUCAUAAUAGAAAGCAAUGUUUAGAUACGUUGUACGGCGUAUAUAAGGUUAAAAAUGGUUCUCUCAAGAUUGCUGAUGCACCAUUAAGUUUUAAAGAUCACUUAAUAAAUGUUGGUGAUAAACGUUUUAAUAUUACUUCUGGUUUAUUGGAACUGUUAUUUAAAAAUAAACCUGAAAUGACAUACAUUAGCGAUGAUGAUAUGAAUAAUUAUAAACAAAUUCUCAUCAUCUCCAAUGCUCACAGAAAAAAUUAUAGUUCUUCUGAACCUAUAUACUAUAUCUAUUGGGAUGAUCCUAACGAAUUGGUUGACCGUCUUCGAUUGCUUAUGGCAUCUCAAGCAGCUGGGAAUCCCAGUCACAAUAAUGAAAUUAUGUCAAUCAUAGAAGAAUUACGUGAAGCGCAAAUUAUAUAUUGA